Molecule: messenger RNA, 2456 nt
Organism: Nicotiana tabacum (common tobacco)
Lineage: Eukaryota; Viridiplantae; Streptophyta; Magnoliopsida; Solanales; Solanaceae
Source: RefSeq, a predicted model, not a curated record
ACAUCCCACACAAAGAGAAACUUUAAAAAUAUGGGGAAAAGGUCUCUUGCAUGGAGAGAAGAGAAUCCGACGUUUUGUUUUUUAAUAGUGUGAACAAAACAUAAAACAUGAUGAUGAAGUCACAUUCCCACUUCAGAAAGCUUUGUCCUUUCCUUGAAGAUUCCAUUUUUGUUAAAUACAGUCAUAUGACAUCGACCUUUACAAACACGCCAUUACAUCUAAAGUCUACACAAGUAGAGUAGAGUUCAUGUCAGAAACAAUUACUUAUAUAUGAUGUAAUGUAAUUAAUGCGGAAUUAAGAAGUGAAAAUGUCGGAGCUAAGGUUUCAGGAUCAGAGAUUGAGUUUGAUAUUUGGAGGUCGUGAUGUUAGCCCGGAUUCUGUCAUUUUCACCGCCGACUUCUCUGCGUCUCCCAGCCUUGAUCGCUGCUCCUUUACUUCUCUAUCUCACCAUCCGCAUUUUCAUCAUUUGACAGGGUAUGAAUUUCAUGAAGCUUUGGGUGGUCCAUCUCCAGAUCUAAGCAAAGCCAUGGUACACAAGAAUAGUCACCUUCGUAGGAAAGAAAAGACAAAAGAUCGAGAGGAGAAAAAUCUGACCUUAGAUUCAGCAAGAAAGUCAUUUUCACAAGCUCUCAAAGAAUGUCAAGACAGGAGGUCAAAGGCCGGGAAGAAAUUAGAUAGGCAAAAACCAGAUCUGAAUAAUGCUAUAAUUAAGGCAACACACUCUUCUCCGCGAUUUGGUGUCAUGAAGAAAACAACUGUUACUGCAUCUGGAGCUUGUAUGUUUCCUAGCCCUGGGACGCCAAACUAUAAGCAUUACAUUCAGAAAGGCUGGAGCUCAGAGCAUGUGCCAUUGCGUUCAGCUGCUAGUCGGAGGCAACUGAAUACUGCAUUGCUGCCUUAUAACAAUGGAAGAACAUUACCUUCCAAAUGGGAAGAUGCAGAGAGAUGGAUUUUUAGCCCAGCAUCAGGAGAUAGAGGUUCAUUACAGCAGCAACAGAGGCGGCCUAAAUCCAAAAGUGGACCUCUUGGUCCUGCUUACUAUUCAUCGUAUUCUCCAAUAGUGCCUGUUUUUAAGGUAGGAAAUGGUGGGAAUCUGCUAGCCAGUUCUCCAAGUUCAAGCGGAGUGAUAGCUUCUGAUAGUUCGGCAUUUCGUUCUGGAGGAAACUUAGGUGGUGGAAAUUUUCCUUCAUUCGUGGAGCCGUACAUGGCAAGGUCAGUUAGUGUACAUGGGUGUUCUGAACGUCUCAGUCUGUCAACACUGUCGAUUCCCCAAGACGAGAGCAGUGAUGAUAUUGAGGAUGCAACCAAUGGAGUGUCUAGAAUUAUCUCAAGGAGGGAUAUGGCCACGCAGAUGAGCCCCGAGGAAAGUCCUUCAUCUCCAUUGAGACUGUCGUCCUUCUCACCCUCAACUCCCUCCGUUCUACCAAUUGUAAAAAUGCAGAGAAUCACUUCCCCCAAAGCAGAAGUGAGAGACGUGCCAGUUGACGAAUGGGUAGCUCCGACUCCAGGAAGGGAAAUCCGUUCUUCACAUUGGGAUGUUUCCAACACAACAAAGAGUGCUUCAAAGAUUAGGAGGGAAGAAGCCAGUAUUACUGCAUGGGAGAACCUGCAAAAGGCAAAAGCAGAGGCAGCAAUAAGGAAACUAGAGAUGAAACUGGAGAAAAUGAGAACAUCAUCCAUGGAUAAAAUUAUGAACAAAUUUAAAUCAGCACAGAGAAAGGCCCAAGAAAUGAGAAGCUCAAUAUCUGCUAACCAGGCAAAUGAAGUUACAAAUUCUUCUCAAACAGCCCUGUCUUUCCAUCGGACUCCUCAACUAGGUUCUUUGAGUGGCUGCUUUACAUGCCAUGCGUCUUGAUAUUCUUGAAAUCUCUGCUAUGCAUUAGUGAGCCUCCAUAUCAGUGAACUGUCCGGAUAAUCUAAUUCUUGAAGAUGUGAUCUGGUGGGUUGCAGAUUCAGUAUGUCAAGAUUAGAGGCGAGUUGAAGAUCUAAAGUCUGUGCAUUUAGAACAAUGGUGGACCUACAUCGCCCUGUUGGAUGCUCAACGCCAUUAUUUUUGGAGCCCAACACUAUUUAUUUAUAUAUGAAACUAGUACUGCAUAGACAGAUUGCCUGAGCAAUUCAUCUCAGUAGCAUCUCCAGAUUAAGAAGAUCAUGUUGAGCACGCAUGAUGAAAAAUCCUAGGUACACCAUUGGUUCGACAUGAAAGUGAUCUUACUAUAUGUAUACCAUAUACAUCUUUUUUUUUGUGCGUAUUUAUACAUAUAUAGCUCUAAGGGGAAGCAACAGGUAUAGUUGAACCCAAAAACCCACUUCGGUGUAUCCUCUGCCAAAGUAUGCAUUUUGGAAAUCAUGUACAUGUCUCUAUUUUUAAAUUUCGCUAUUGGGCAGAGACAUGAACAUAAUAUGGUCCAAUUGAGGUUGAGAUUUCCGUACAAUGCAACUCAGAUUUCAUUUU